UUACCUUGCCCGUGCUAGAUCUACCUGCCUUAGGGGUAGAUCUGUCCUGUCCACCUAACUGUUGCGACUUAAACCUGAUGCUUUGCAUCUGACGCAGCACAGUGGAAUUCACAACUGCUUUGCAACGCAACUUUUCAUCUAUAGGAUCUUCGGUCAGCAUGUUAACAUGUGGUCAAAUUAACCUAGUACAUCAGCCAACAUCUUGUUUCAUACUGUCUGUGUUAUUCUUUACUGCCCAUGUCUAUAUGAAUAUCAGAACGUGCUAUUGCGUACCCGUGUAAUGUGGUGUUAAUAAAUUAGGCUAGUCAUCGGCUUUUUGAGGGAAAAAGCGAAACAACAUAUUUGCAAAUGAAAAAUAAUCCGUAAAUACGUCCUUUCUUGGUGACCUACAAGCAAAUGCUGGAAAAUAAACUAUGUUAAAAAAAACCAAAUUCAACUCCAAAUUUGUAGUUGAAAAUUCAAAUUUUGGCCUAUAAGCAUAAGUGAAAAGACGAGGCUCUAGACACCCAACUAAUAAGAAAGUUUCAAAGUUAUGAAUGUCGAAACAUGGUUAUUAAUUGAUGCAGCAUCUUGUCACCAACGUGAAUGUAGAAACCUUUUUGUUUGUGGACUAUAGCAUAGAUGUGCUGCAUUGUAAACAACAUUAACUGCUCGUGUGCCACCAUAAAAAUGAUGAGUUUUUUAUUUACAUAUUUUUAUUAAAAUUUAACAAAAACAUAUUUUUAUUUAAAAAAUUGCAAAACUAGACCCCAGCGCUAGCUAGUGGGCGAUAUAUGUAGAGCGUUUACUAGCUGGACGUUGUGGGUCUAGUUUUGUAUAUCUUUUAGACAAAAAAAAUAGUUUUGUUAAUUUUUAAAGAAAAACAUAUAUAAAAAAUCUAGAAAUGAUAGGGAUAGAUGGAGAAAUAAAAUACAAGUUUAUGAUCACAAUGAAAUAGCUGGAAGAACUAAGCAUAUGAUGUAUACGUGUUGUUAAUCGAUAAGAUUGUAUAAGAUAGUUGAGAUUUAAAUCUUAAACCUGAAACUAACAGUAUUCAAGGAAAUACUCAAACAAAGCCAUUAGAAAUAUGCAGGCUAAGGUAUAGUUUGAAGGUGAACGAAAAAACAAAAGAUGAUCACGUAACUGUAACGUAUGAAUGGUAAAUCAAGUAUUACUUUUUUUCUUCAUGACGUAAGACAUUUUAAUCUUAAAUAUAUUUAUAUAGAUACUAAUUAAUUCACAAAUCAUUGUGGGAUGAAUCUAGCAUAAGAUCAAAAGUCAUUAUAAAAGGAAGUAGCUAUUAUAGUUUUUUUAAAAGAUUAAUACAAUUUUUUAAAUAACUUAUAUGUAUGUAAUUUUAAAAAGCACGCCGUUUAAUAAACCAUCUCUCUCACCGCCAAACGCUGCCUAAAACUACAAAUCAUUAAAUCAAUAUGGGUUUGUAGACUUUCAUAAGAAAAAUAACGGUUACCUCGGUACCGUUAUAACCACUGUAUCGCUGUUUAGCGGUGCUGUUUGCCUGUUUGGCAUGUUGGUGAGGAAAUGUUACGCACUACUGUUCAUGUCCUAUAUUAAAAGUAUUUAAUUAUUAAUUAUUCUAUUACGAUUUAAUUUAUUACUGUAGACUUUACAAUAACUUAUAAUUCUGUAUUAUACAUUAAUUUAAAUAGGACAAUCCAUAUAAAUCAAUAACAUCAAAUUAAAAAAGAUACUAACCUAAAGAGGGAGCGGUGGCUAAUAGGAAUAGCAUGGCUGUUAGUAGCUUGUCAUUGUCAGACGUAACAUGGGUAUGGGUAGGCAAAUAAAGUAGUAGACCUGCUAAUGUUGCUUAUGUGAUGUGAUUGUAUGUACAACUAGGGAUUUAGUACAACAGGGGGUGUUUAGGUGGGAAAGACAAAGUGUGGGUCCCACAUGUCAUGCACAGGCUCCUGGGCCUGGCUCACAGGCAAGCGGCAGCGCACUACGGAAGGGAAGCACUCUCCACGGCUCCGCCGUCUCUCCGCUGUACGUUCCCCCUUCCCCUUCCGACCAAGGCCAACCGGCCACCGCCCGCCGCCGGCGCUUCCAUGAACAUGAAACCUCCGCGGCGCCGCUGUGGUUUACUCGCGGUGCUCGUUGCUCUCAUCGUCCUCGCCUCCCUCCAGAUCCAGUUCCACCACCUCAAGGAGGACCGUCUUGCCGGGGACCUCACAUUCGCCACCACCACCACCACCACCACCGACCGCCUUCACUGGCGGAGAAAGAGGACCGGCGCCGAGGGCCAGCUGCCACGUGGCAUUGUUCACUCCCACUCCGACAUGUAUCUCCGCCCGCUCUGGGACUCCGGUGCCAACCCCAAGAAUAAAAACGAUAACCACAAUGCUCUUUUGGCAAUGGCAGUAGGCAUUUCACAGAUGCAGAAUGUAGACAUUAUGGCCCGUAAGUUUCUUAACCAAAACUACACAGUCAUGCUCUUCCAUUACGACGGGAAUGUAGAUGGAUGGCGAAAUCUUGAGUGGAGUGAUAAGGCCGUUCACAUACUUGCUCACAACCAAACAAAGUGGUGGUUUGCUAAGCGUUUUCUACAUCCUGAUGUUGUGGCUAUCUACAAUUUUAUCUUUCUAUGGGAUGAAGACCUUGGAGUGGACAACUUUGACCCUAGAAGAUAUCUUGAUAUAAUGGUUUCUGAAGGAUUGGAAAUUACACAACCUGCUCUCGACCCUGAUCUAUCGACUGAUAUUCACCAUCGGAUCACAACUCGCAACAAGAUGACAAAAGUUCAUAGGAGAAUAUAUGAUAACCGUGCAAGUAUGAAUUGUUCUGAUGAAAGUAAAGGACCUCCAUGCACAGGGUGGGUCGAGGGCAUGGCACCAGUUUUUUCUCGGAAUGCUUGGAGAUGUGUAUGGCAUUUGAUUCAGAAUGACCUUAUCCAUGGAUGGGGCCUUGACAUGAAGCUUGGUUAUUGUGCUCAGGGUGAUCGGGCUGAGAAGGUCGGUGUAAUCGACAGUGAGUAUGUUGUUCAUCAAGGAAUACCAUCGUUAGGAGGACCAUCACUCAGCAGUAAGACACCUCGGAGAUCUUUGGAUUUACGGACUCAUAUUAGAAGACAAUCGUCAGCUGAGCUGGAAAAGUUUAAACAACGCUGGAACAUAGCUGUAAGGGAAGAUGAAGAGUGGACAGAUCCUUUUGAAGCUUGAUUACUUUGAAAGAAUAAUCCGAUACAAAGAUACAAGCCCACCUCACAUGGAUGUUACUGGCCAGUCCACAUUCAUUGCAAUAAUUGGACUCGAGAUCAUCUCACAUGGCAAUCUGUUGGGUUCAUAACAAACAGUUUGUUUUAGGCACUUUCCUGACUUACACUCCAUUACGCCCUCAAGAGGUGAAGAGCCAUUGCAUACGAUAGCAUCAACACAAGGAGCAACUGAGGGAGGGACUUUUAAGUUGAGGGAGCAACCCAAACUAACCAGAUACUUAAUACAAUGUCUUGUAACUCUAUUCCCCAUUUUACUAGGGGUGUAUAGUGAUAUCAAUACAUACUUGUGCAGUUGUCUUAAUAAUAAUUCUUAAAGAACAAACUAUGCAUAAAUGCAAUACCUCAAUGGUGGAGCUGAACUCUGAUUUGUAACGCUAUAAAAGAUAUAGUUAUGCUAAACCCUCAAGGAUCUUCAGGAGCAAUCUACUGAUGAUAGUGCCUGAUAACAGGCUUCCCUGUCUGUAUUGAAAAUGCAUGAUUAUUGUACUGAUUUGGUAUGGUACGCCAAGGACUUUGCUCUCCUAUGGUUUAUGUAUGAACACUCUUUUGAAUGGUAACUACACUUUUAAGACAUCAUCACAGUUGAGACUUAAAGACUAAUCAUUUUUUUCCUUUUGAAUUGAACAGAGUAACUUGAGUUGAAAGAUCGAUUCUUGGAGUGAUGACAGCACAUGACAGUACUCAUCUAUCUUUUGGGAUGCCGUGUCAUAUGAUUGUGCCAUGAAUCUUGGUAUGUAUGUAUUUGGUCUUAUGAAACAACAUCCCACUUGCAGUUGCAGGGGUAAAAAAUCCUGAAGUAGAGCAACCCAUAUUUAUUUCUAAAUUUUACAACUAAUUGAUUUGAAGGACCCUUGCAUGAUGUAAUUUCGAGUCUAAUAGUUCCAACUCUGCCCUAUUUGUGUAGUAUCCUGUCCACUUUCUGCCCGAAGGUUUUCUAUAGUUGGGUUUGUCAAGAAUCCAUAUCUUCCACCUCAAAGCAUAAUACAUUUAUGAAU
Molecule: messenger RNA, 4206 nt
Organism: Oryza brachyantha (malo sina)
Lineage: Eukaryota; Viridiplantae; Streptophyta; Magnoliopsida; Poales; Poaceae
Exons: 13
Coding region: 1896-3155 (419 amino acids)
Source: RefSeq, a predicted model, not a curated record